Molecule: messenger RNA, 1901 nt
Organism: Homalodisca vitripennis (glassy-winged sharpshooter)
Lineage: Eukaryota; Metazoa; Arthropoda; Insecta; Hemiptera; Cicadellidae
Product: estradiol 17-beta-dehydrogenase 11-like
Exons: 8
Coding region: 116-1171 (351 amino acids)
Cellular component (GO): lipid droplet
Molecular function (GO): oxidoreductase activity, acting on the CH-OH group of donors, NAD or NADP as acceptor
Source: RefSeq, a predicted model, not a curated record
ACGUCACUGUCUAUCAGUUCUUAUCUCAUCUAGAAGUCUGGUAGUGUCCGCCGUGGUCUCUCGACUACCAGUUCGUGGUUAGGCGGUGUGUGUCGCGUCUACCAGUUCAUAUUAUAUGGAGUCUUCACAGCAUGGCAAGAUGGCGGCCACUGAGGAGCAGAACGGGCACGUUGAACCCCUCACUCCACCAACUGAGAAGAAAAUGGAGGUGAAGGACAAAUACUGGCUGAUCCUACAGCUGAUAUGGCUAAACCUCCUGAUCCUCCCAUACCUACUGCUGGAGAUAUACAGGAAGGUCUUUCCACCGCCGGGGAAGUCCCUUAAGGGCCAAGUAGUACUGGUGACCGGAGCGGGCCGAGGUCUAGGUCGAGGACUCGCACUAGGACUUGCCAAGGAAGGAUGUAAGGUGGCGGUCGCUGACGUCAAUAAGGAUAACGCGCUGGACACCGCUGCCGAGAUUGUCAACAGAGGAGGAGUCGCCAAAGCGUAUUUCACGAACGUGGCGAAAGUGGAAGAGAUUAGAGAGCUGAGAGAGGCAGUGACGACGGAUCUCGGUCCUGUGGACAUCCUCCUGAACAAUGCAGGACUAGUGCAUGGCGACCCUUUGGAAGUGGAUGUGGAAGAAGCCAUCAAGGGUGUCAUAGCCGUCAACCUAUUGAGUCACUUCUGGAUGGUGCGAGAGUUCCUGCCGACGAUGAGAGAGCGCAACUCGGGACACAUCGUAGCCGUGGCCUCUGUGGGUGGGAUGGUUGCAUUCGCCAACGGUUCUGCCUACGUCGCUAGCAAGUUCGGUGUCAGAGGUUUUAUGGAAGCGGUCAGGGCAGAACUUGAGUCUAAGGCCAACAACAACGUCAAGACCACAACUGUGUGUCCAUAUUUCGUCAACACUAGCGCACUUUACGUUGACCACUGGGACUUGAGGAUACCUGCAAUAUCGAUAGAAGAGGCGGUGGAGGCGACGAUCGCUGCCAUCAAGCGGGAAGAGUUAAUCGUCACCAUCCCUGGCCACCUUUAUCCCCUUCUGAAUAUUAUGAGGUUGUUACCGCAGUAUAUAGUUGACCAAGUGAGCAAGAUAUUUUAUGUCAGGAUAAUUCCACCCACGCAACAUGAAAAGGAUGUCAGCCCUACAGCCGCCAUAGUUAAGGACCUCAUUGAUCAAGAUGUCAUCUGAGUUUUGCCUUCAGUACAUUAAAGCCAAUAGAAGACUAAAGGUUCGCCUAAUUAACAUUAGAAAAAGUGUUACAUAUCAAAAUAUCGUACUGAAACUAAAUUCAACAAUAAUUUUGUUUGAGUAGUACCUACAUAAAAUAAAUGUCCAUAAAAGAAAUACAUGUUAUUCUACUUUUUAACGUUUUUACGCUCAGAUCGGAUCUUUAUGAUAGAUACAUCCAAUAUUCCAAUUGAUGUAAUGUAUGUAUUGAUUGUAUGUUUUUUGAUGUAAUUACAUCAAAAGAUCAUUUUCAUUAAUGUACUUGAAGAGUUGAAUUGAAAAGAUAUUCAUAAAUGACUAUACGACUAUAUGUAAGAUAUUUUAUCGUUUAGAACAAGAGGCAACAGAUAUUUUGUUGUUAGUAAAUAAGUUACAUAUGUAUGUAAUUUAAUCUCAAACCUUACCUUAUGUAUAAGUCGUUCUACUCUUUGAGUUAUGAGGAAAUCCGAGACCUAUAACUAUGUUGAAAAAGUUAACAAAUUUAAUUUACUAUCACUCGUUAUUAAACUAUCACUUGUUGAAUGUAGUAUAUUUAUAUUUAUUUAAAUAUCGAAUCAUUUAUGAAACAUCUAGUCUAUUAACGUUACUGCAUUAUUUAAUUGUAUAUUUAAAUAACAUUUACAUAACAUAACAUUUAAAUAACAUUACAUUUGUACAGUUAUACUCAAUAAAGAGUUUGUUAUUUAUUGUA